This is a messenger RNA of Paramormyrops kingsleyae, 2266 nucleotides long. It is a transcript of the gene hcls1, whose product is annotated as hematopoietic cell-specific Lyn substrate 1. The record is from RefSeq and is a predicted model, not a curated record. Gene Ontology annotation, biological process: regulation of actin filament polymerization; cell migration. Gene Ontology annotation, cellular component: plasma membrane; cortical actin cytoskeleton; site of polarized growth. NCBI's taxonomy places the organism in Eukaryota, Metazoa, Chordata, Actinopteri, Osteoglossiformes, Mormyridae. Gene Ontology annotation, molecular function: actin filament binding.
UGAGCGUGAAGGUGCAAAGUGACUUUGUCUGUCUGGAGGUCCAGGGCAGCCUUCCGCCUGCGCUCCUCCCGGCCAGUGCAGAGCUGCAGCGGCGUCUCCUACUGUACAGCGCUACCCAAGUCCAUCAGCUCCAAAGAGUUACCAUGUGGAAGUCGGUAGUGGGACAUGGUGUCGAUAUGAAGGUGACCACGGAGGGGGACGACUGGGAGACAGACCCCAACUUUGAGAAUGACGUGUCGGAGCAGGAGCAGAGAUGGGGCGCCAAAACCAUCGAGGGGUCGGGCCGAAAAGAGCACAUCAGUGUUGCUGAGCUCCGGCAGAAGGUGGCCUCUGAACAUGAGCAGGUGAAGAAGAAGGAGCUGGACGAGGGACCCAAGGCCUCCUUCGGGUACGGAGGGAAGUUCGGGGUGGAGAAGGACCGCAUGGACAAGGUGGCCAUGGGCCACACUUACGUGGCGGAGGUGGAGAAGCACUCGUCCCAGACAGACGCGGCACGUGGGUUCGGGGGGAAGUUCGGCGUGCAGAAGGAUCGCAUCGACAGAUCAGCGGUUGGUUUCGAGUACAAGGGAGCAGUGGAGCAGCAUGCCUCCCAGAAAGACUACGCUAAAGGUUUCGGGGGCAAGUAUGGCGUGGAAAAGGAGAAGAUGGACAAAGCUGCCCUGGGUUAUGAUUACAAGGGGGAGUCAGAGAAACACCAGUCUCAGAAAGACUACGCAAAGGGCUUCGGUGGGAAGUACGGAGUCGAGAAAGAGAAGGUGGACAAGGCUGCCGUGGGUUAUGACUAUAGGGGAGAGACGGAGAAACACCAGUCUCAGAAAGACUACGCCAAGGGCUUCGGCGGCCGCUACGGGGUGGAGACGGAUCGCAUGGACAAGAACGCGGCAGCCUUUACCGCAAUGGAGGCCCCAACAUCGUCGUACAAGAAGACCCAGCCGUCGGAGGCCUCAAGUCUUGGGGCAGGAAAUCUGAAGGCACGCUUCGAAAAUAUGGCGCGAGCAUCAGAUGACGAAAACAAGAAACGGGCGGAGGAGGAGAGAGCCAGGAGAGAGGCGCGGGAGGCGCGGGAGCGGGAGGAGGCUCAGAGGAGGCAGCAGGAGCAGGAAAAUGCAAAGCAGGAGGUGCAGCAGCCCCCCGUGGCUCCGGAGCCCAGAGAGACCCCCCCACUGCCCAGGAGAUUGCCUGAACCUCCCAGAGAGGAGCCAGACCCAGUGGCGAAGGAGGAAAUGCCCGAGAAGGAGGAGGAGGUAGACUAUGACGCACCCCCUGCCCUGCCUCCUCGCCCUGCUGACCUGCUGGAGGAUGACUAUGCAGUGCUUCAGGAGGAGCCGGAAGAAACCCCCCAGCCAAAAGAGGAAGGAACCUAUGAGGACAUUUCUGUUCCUGUACAAGAUAACGACUACGAAGACCUGACUUGUGGCCAGUCAGCUGUGGCUCUCUAUGACUAUCAAGGGGAGGGAGAAGACGAGAUCUCCUUUGACCCAGAUGACAUCAUAACGAACAUCGAGAUGGUGGACGAGGCCUGGUGGAGAGGACACUGCCGCGGUCACUUUGGCCUUUUUCCUGCCUCCUUUGUGCAGCUGAUGCAGUGAGCGCCCAGGCACCAUUUUCACAGACGCCGUGGUGUCUUACUCAGCUUUCCAUACCGCCCCGCAGCUGUAUCUGCACUCUGCCCACAAUCAGUAAAGUCUAACUCCACCCAUUUGUUUGUUCCCGUCGUGAGUCCCGCCCUCAUAUGCCAAAUGCCACACCGGGAUUGGCUGAGCUAUGACAGCACUUUGAAGAUGACUGUAAUACUCACUGCUUAUUAGGUAACAGCCUUGUCCCUGUUUUUGUGAUUCAGAAAGAUUAGCUUUACUGUGGACUCACUGUGUAACCAACUAUGCAACUAACUUUUCUGAUAAAAGAAAGAGAAUAAAAUGUAUACAUUUAUAUUAAACUUAUAAUGUACCUCAGUAAUAUUAUGCAAUUUGGGGGAAAAUGUGCAAACCAAUAUUAAAUUCCUCUUGACAGAUUUUUUUUUAAUCAGCUCAAGUUUUCAGACAGUAUUUAUAACAUCACCAAUUCAUACAAUCAUCAUGACACAUUAAGUCUGUGUACUGUAGGCCACACAACGGAAAGACUGAUUGUGAUGUUUAUGUCGUUUUUUUUUCUGUUCGAUGUUGUCUGUCUUUAACAUGCUGCAAUGUCUUUGCCCUCGGAGAGCAUGAGGGUUGGCUUUCAUUUUAAGCCAUUUCUAAAAAAAAAAAACCUGGUCAUCUCGCUUUCU